AUGGUGGAUAAGAACAUAUACAUUGUACAGGGUGAAAUCAAUGCAGUCGUGGGAGCCAUAAAGCGUAACGCCCGAUGGAGCACUCACACACAUUUGGAUGAAGAACGGGAUCCCCUGCUGCAUAGCUUUAGCCUCUUAAAAGAAGUGCUGAAUAAUAUAACAGAGCUCUCCGAAAUAGAACCCAACGUCUUUCUUCGGCCUUUCCUGGAAGUAAUCCGUUCUGAAGACACUACAGGUCCCAUAACUGGAUUGGCCCUCACCUCUGUGAAUAAGUUCCUGUCAUAUGCACUAAUAGAUCCUGGCCAUGAGGGCACAGCAGAGGGGAUGGAGAACAUGGCAGAUGCUGUCACCCAUGCCCGAUUUGUGGGCACAGAUCAUGCGAGUGAUGAGGUUGUCUUGAUGAAAAUCCUACAGGUUUUGAGAACCUUGCUGCUCACUCCAGUGGGAGCCCACCUCACCAAUGAGUCUGUGUGUGAGAUCAUGCAGUCCUGUUUCCGCAUAUGCUUUGAAAUGAGACUCAGCGAGUUAUUGAGAAAAUCUGCAGAGCACACUCUGGUCGACAUGGUGCAGCUGCUCUUCACAAGGUUGCCUCAGUUUAAAGAAGAGCCUAAAAGCUACAUGGGAACGAACAUGAAGAAGUUGAAAAUGAGAGCUGGAGGAAUGAGUGAUUCCUCAAAAUGGAAAAAGCAGAAGAGAUCACCGAGGCCUCCUCGCCAUGUAACUAAGGCCUCUCCUGGGACAGAACAACCCGCUACCAAUGCUAGUAACACUGCAGCAAAUAUUUCAAGUGGAGUUACUUUCAUAGAUGCUCCUUCUCCCAGCUCUUCUGGGAGCUCAGAAAAUGUUUCGUCUGUGGUCAGCCCUGCUACAGACAGUGGUUUGGAGUUGUCCUCACAGACUACCUCCAAGGAAGACCUGACAGACUUGGACCAGGUCACUUCUCUGGGACUUAAUGCAGGAACACUUUCAAAUGAGGCCAAAGUUACUGAAAAUCAGAAUCAGCCUGAACUCCAGAAUGAAAGUCUGAGGGAGGAGAAGAUCCAAUCGGCUUCUGUCGAGUCUAUCCCUGAGGUCUUAGAGGAGUGCACCUCUGUAGCAGAACAUUCUGACUCUGCCUCAGUUCAUGACAUGGACUACGUAAAUCCCCGAGGUGUACGUUUUACUCAGUCUUCCCAAAAAGAAGGAGCAGCACUAGUCCCAUACGGGCUACCAUGUAUUAGAGAACUGUUCCGCUUCCUUAUCUCACUCACCAACCCUCAUGACCGCCACAACUCUGAGGUGAUGAUCCACAUGGGCUUGCAGCUGCUAACUGUUGCACUGGAGUCGGCAUCCAUUGCGAACUGCCAGUCCCUCUUGGGGCUUGUAAAGGAGGAGUUGUGCCGGCACCUAUUUCAAUUGUUGAGUGUUGAGCGGCUCAAUCUGUAUGCAGCCUCCCUCAGAGUGUGCUUUCUUCUCUUUGAGAGCAUGAGAGAGCAUCUGAAAUUCCAGCUGGAGAUGUAUGUCAAGAAGCUGAUGGAAAUAAUCACUGUGGAAAACCCGAAGAUGCCCUAUGAAAUGAAGGAAAUGGCUUUGGAAGCCAUUGUUCAGCUGUGGAGGAUUCCUAGUUUCGUGACCGAGCUGUACAUUAACUAUGACUGUGACUACUACUGCGCCAACCUCUUUGAGGAGCUCACCAAGCUGCUCUCCAAGAAUGCCUUCCCAGUUUCUGGACAGCUGUAUACUGUCCAUCUCCUGUCUCUGGAAGCACUGCUGACAGUGAUAGAUAGCACUGAGGCACAUUGCCAGGCCAAAGUGCUGAGUAACAUACAUCAACAAGAGAAGGAAGUUGUCAAAUCCAGCCCAGAAACCAUGAACAGCACCAAAGAAACAAGCAAUACUGAGAAGCAUAUCUCCAGGAAGCCUACUCGAUUUUCCUGUAUCCUUCCAAGCCCCCAGGAACUUAUGCAGAUUAAGAAAAAAAAGAAGCUCCUGAUAACUGGCACAGAGCAGUUCAAUCAAAAGCCAAAGAAAGGGAUACAGUUUCUGCAGGAGAAGAACCUUCUUGCCACUCCCAUCGACAACAAUGAGGUGGCCAGGUGGCUACGGGAAAAUCCUCGCCUGGACAAAAAGAUGAUUGGGGAAUUUGUGAGUGACCGUAAGAACAUAGACUUGCUGGAAAGCUUUGUUGGAACUUUCAGCUUCCAGGGCUUAAGGUUGGAUGAAGCUUUGAGACUUUAUCUAGAGGCCUUCAGAUUACCAGGAGAAGCACCUGUAAUCCAGAGACUGUUGGAAGCCUUCACAGAACACUGGAGGAAAUCAAACGGGUCCCCAUUUGCUAAUAGUGAUGCCUGCUUUGCCCUGGCCUAUGCAGUCAUUAUGCUGAACACUGAUCAGCACAACCAUAAUGUUCGCAAACAGAAUGUCCCAAUGACUCUGGAGGAAUUUCGGAAGAACCUGAAAGGUGUGAAUGGAGGCAAAGACUUUGAACAGGACAUAUUGGAAGACAUGUACCAUGCCAUCAAAAAUGAUGAGAUAGUGAUGCCAGAAGAACAGACAGGUCUGGUGAAGGAAAACUAUAUCUGGAAUGUCCUGCUACAUCGUGGUGCCACUGAUGAGGGAAUAUUUCUCCAUGUGCCUCCUGGAAGCUAUGACCAUGAUCUCUUCACUAUGACAUGGGGGCCAACAAUUGCAGCACUUUCUUAUGUUUUUGACAAGAGCUUAGAAGAAACAAUAAUCCAGAAGGCUAUCUCUGGUUUCAGGAAGUGUGCCAUGAUUUCUGCUCACUAUGGCCUUAGUGAUGUGUUUGACAAUCUCAUAAUUUCUCUCUGCAAGUUUACAGCCCUCAGCAGUGAGUCUAUUGAGAACUUGCCCACUGUUUUUGGAAGUAAUCCCAAGGCCCAUAUUGCAGCAAAGACUGUGUUUCACUUGGCCCAUCGCCAUGGGGACAUUCUGCGGGAGGGCUGGAAAAACAUCAUGGAGGCCAUGCUACAGCUUUUCCGAGCAGAGCUGCUGCCCAAGGCCAUGGUGGAGGUCGAAGACUUUGUGGAUCCUAACGGCAAAAUCUAUCUGCAACGUGAGGAGACGCCAUCUAACCGUGGUGAAUCUACAGUGCUGAGUUUUGUUAGUUGGCUUACCCUGAGUGGGACAGAGCAAUCUGGUAUGAGAGGGCCAUCUACAGAGACACAGGAGGCAAAGCGAGCAGCUCUGGAAUGCAUAAAGCAAUGUGAUCCUGAGAAGUUGAUCACAGAAAGCAAAUUCCUCCAACUUGAAUCUCUCCAGGAGCUCAUGAAGGCUCUAAUCUCUGUGACUCCUGAUGAAGAUACAUAUGAUGAAGAGGAUGCUGCCUUCUGCUUGGAGAUGCUUCUGAGGAUUGUGCUAGAGAACAGGGACCGCGUGACCUGUGUCUGGCAAACUGUCAGAGACCACCUCUAUCAUCUUUGUGUCCAUGCAGUGGAGUUCUGCUUCUUGGUGGAGAGGGCAGUGGUGGGGCUGUUGAGACUGGCAAUUCGGCUCCUUCGUCGGGAAGAAAUCAGUGUGCAGGUUCUCCUCUCAUUGCGUAUCCUGCUCAUGAUGAAGCCAAAUGUGCUGUCCAGAGUUAGUCACGAGGUUGCCUAUGGCCUUCAUGAACUCCUGAAGACCAAUGCUGCCAACAUUCACUCUGGGGAUGACUGGUACACGCUCUUCACCCUCCUGGAGUGUAUUGGGUCUGGGGUGAAGCCACCUGCAGCCCUGCAGGUUACAGCAAGGACAGAUAAUGACACAGGUGCUCAGUCAGACAGCGAGGUCUCGUCCUCCUAUCAUCCAAGUGACAUGAGCCUGGACCGUGGUUAUACUUCUGAUUCAGAGGUCUACACAGACCAUGGGAAGCCAGCCAAGAUGCAUCGCUCAGUGACAGAUGUGGAUGUCAUGAACAGUGGCUGGCUAGUGGUGGGUAAAGAUGACAUCGACACCUCCAGAUCUACUGCUGUGGUCAGCCGUCUGGGGCCAUCUCCUCUUGUCAACCAGUACAGCCUGACUGUGGGGCUGGAUUUGGGCCCACAUGACACAAAGUCUCUCAUGAAGUGUGUAGAGUCCCUGUCCUUCAUUGUACGAGAUGCUGCCCAUGUUACACCAGAAAACUUUGAGCUCUGUGUCAAAACCAUCCGCAUCUUUGUGGAGGCGAGCUUGAAUGGGGGCUACAAGUCCCAGGAGAAGAGGGGGAAGAGCCACAGGUAUGACAGUAAAUCUAGUCGGUUAAAAAAAAAGCCAAAAGAGAGCUCCACACGGCGACCACGGGUCUUGAGCCAGCACCAGGCGCACGCACACAGUGAUGAGGAUGAGGAUGAAACCAUCCCUGCCAGCUACCACACUGUGUCUUUACAGCUCCUGGACCUCAUGCACACUUUGCACACACGAGCCGCCACCAUCUACAGCUCCUGGGCAGAGGAGCAGCGCCACCUAGAGACAGCAGGCAGGAAAAUCGAAGCGGAUUCCCGAACACUGUGGUCCAACUGCUGGUGUCCCUUGCUACAGGGUAUUGCUUGGCUGUGUUGUGAUGCCCGACGGCAGGUACGGAUGCAGGCACUCACUUACUUGCAGCGAGCUCUCCUGGUACAUGACCUGCAGGCUCUGGAUGCCCUGGAAUGGGAGUCCUGCUUCAACAAGGUGCUGUUUCCUCUGCUAACCAAGCUACUUGAGAAUAUCAGUCCAGCUGAUGUUGGUGGAAUGGAAGAAACUAGGAUGAGAGCCUCAACACUACUCUCUAAGGUGUUCCUACAACAUCUCUCCCCGCUGCUGUCACUGACCACUUUUGCUGCCCUGUGGCUGACAAUCCUGGACUUUAUGGACAAAUACAUGCAUGCUGGCUCCAGUGACUUACUGCUGGAAGCCAUCCCAGAGUCUCUGAAGAAUAUGCUGCUUGUAAUGGAUACAGCUGGGAUAUUCCACAGUGCUGACUCCAGGACGGGAUAUUCGGAUCUCUGGGAGAUCACCUGGGAGCGGAUUGACUGUUUCUUACCCCGGCUGCGGGAUGAGCUCUUCAAACAGACAGUCAUCCAAGAGCCUGUCCCCAGCAUAGCAGUCGAGCAGCAGCAUCAGAAAUCAAUAGUGUCUGCCUUGCCCCCUUCUCCUGUGGUGGAUGUGAGACCAGCCACCCACCUGGUUCCUUUGGAGAAGUCCUGUGAAGUGGGUGCCAGUGAGUCCGAGAGACCUGCUGCACCUGUCUCACCCAUUAUCAGCACCUCUGCCCCUCCUUCUUUCCCAGCAUCAGCUCCAAUAAAGACAAGCCCUGUCACAGACAUACCUCCUACAGCAGCACAGCCACCACUCAUCCUGCAGCCUCUUGCCUCUCCACUGCAGGUUGGGGUGCCACCUAUGACUCUGCCAAUCAUUCUCAACCCAGCUCUAAUUGAAGCCACCUCUCCUGUUCCUCUCUUAGCUACUCAAAGGCCCACUGACCCCAUGACAACCUCUGAAGUCAAUUAGUUUGAGGGUGUCUGUCUGCUAAGGAAGUUCUGUGGGUGGAGGAUGCUGGCCAAAUGUUCUCUGGUAGCAGGCAUGUUUGGUUUAGAAGAUGA
Indicator indicator is the source of this 5534-nucleotide messenger RNA. RefSeq names its product golgi brefeldin A resistant guanine nucleotide exchange factor 1 (gene GBF1). The transcript is spliced from 39 exons. The coding region runs from base 1 to 5442 and encodes 1813 amino acids. Lineage: Eukaryota; Metazoa; Chordata; Aves; Piciformes; Indicatoridae. The record is from RefSeq and is a predicted model, not a curated record. Gene Ontology annotation, biological process: regulation of ARF protein signal transduction. Gene Ontology annotation, molecular function: guanyl-nucleotide exchange factor activity.